This is a messenger RNA of Cydia strobilella, 2988 nucleotides long. RefSeq names its product putative leucine-rich repeat-containing protein DDB_G0290503. The record is from RefSeq and is a predicted model, not a curated record. Bases 147 to 2981 code for a protein of 944 amino acids. The transcript has 10 exons. Lineage: Eukaryota; Metazoa; Arthropoda; Insecta; Lepidoptera; Tortricidae.
GAUCGUAGAUCAUGUAGUGUGGUGUAGUGAGUGGUGAUUGACAUCGUGUGUGGUCAUUUCGUGAGCGAACCAUAUGGUCUAGUGACUAUCGCAUCAUAUCACCGUGUGGCGUCAUGGUAUCAUGUAGUGUGGUGUAGUGAGUGGUGAUGUUUCUGUGGAAAUACUUUAGGGAUAGUGGUAUGGGGCUGCCGGAUUUGACGGAGGUACGCGCUGAACGCGAUGUUCUCCAAGCGCGCAUGUCAGAGCAAGCGCUCAAGAUAUCCUCGCUGUCGGCGCGGCUCGAGACUCAGAGGAACAACGCCGAGGCGCUCGCGCACCAGGCGGCCCACCAGCUGACGGUCAGCCUGCACGACGCGCUGGCAGAGGUACAAAGGCUAAAAGAAGAGUUGGAAUCAAAAGACAAGCAGUUGAUACGAGCAAAGCAGAAUUUAGAAGGGAAGGAAAAGCUGAACGAGCGGCACCAAGCGUUAUAUGGAAACUCAUGUAACCCCAAAGACAAGGUGAUCAUUCUCGAGCGCGAGCUCUCCGCAACUCAGACACGUAUCGGUCAGCUGGAAGCCCUCGCCAAGAGCUUAGAACAGGAUAAAGAUGAAUUGCAGGCGAGCUUGCGGGACCACCAACGCGCGCUGGCCGAGAGAGAGGAGCAGCUACAGGAGAUCAUGGCUCUCAAACUGGACGACGACCAAAAAGAAGACGAACCAGAAGGCAAAACGUCCGCCAGAACCCUCAGCGACAUAGUGUCCAUCUCCGAAUUCGACGAACAGGACCUGCAAAUGCGUCGCGCCGAACUCAAAGCUCAAAACCUCAGCCUCUCCGGCAUCCCCCACGCUGAUAACAGAGAUAAAACACAAAACAGGACUCAACCCCCUGAUGUAUCCAAGGCUAACAUUAGCUCCCUAAACCUAGACUUUAUUGACCACUUUGAUCUACCUAGCUUCACACCGAGAGCUGAAUCUUUACCAUUAACAUCCACUCAGAAUAAGGACAGGUUUAAGAGAAACGUUAACGAGAUGACAUUAUUCGGUACUGCGGAGACAUUUGAAAAUGUUAAGCAUUCUACAGCUCAAAACAUACCUGAUAACUGUUCUUUAUACCCAAAUAGAGAGGUAGAUGAUAGUAAAGAUGUCAGCGUUGCUCCGAAGAAGAUUGAUUUCUCAGCAGAACCUUCACAAGAUAAUAGGAGUCAUGAUGAAGAGUUUACUUCACUAAGAGAACUUGGUAUCACACUUGAUAUAAGGCAGGAGAAUUUCCCAGACAUAUUGACACAGUUGAAACACGAGAUUAAGAAGUCUAGGAGCGAACUUGAUACUUGCAAAUCGGAGUUGAAAAACGCUGAAGAACAAUUAUGUGAAUUCCCAGCUCUUAAAGAAGAAGUAGAAGAGCUGAAAGGAUUGCUAGAAAACACCAUGGCUACUAUGGAGAAUGAUAAGAAGUUCUAUGAAAAUCAGCUGGAACAUUUCUCUUCAAAUAAAACUCUGUUAGAACAAAGAGUGAAUGAACUAACGCAAGAAGUUAAUGAGAAAUCAAAAGAUUUACACCUUCUUAAAGAAGAUAUUUUAAGGAGAGAAAAUAUGAUACUAGAACUAGCUAAAGAGAAACGUAAUUUGACCAACAAAUUGACUGAAUUAGAAGUCAAAAUUGACGAAAUACAGAGCAGAAAUAAUUCUCUAGAAAAAUGUGAGACCGAAAACCGCAUUUUGAAAGAAAAGAUUUCUGAACUUCAGAAACUAGAACAGUUAGUAUCCGAGAAGAAUCAACAAAUUGACAGUUUGAACCAACAUUUAGACAGAUUAGACGACAUGCAGAGACGCCUUAAUGACAAAACGGAAGAACUGGACAACUUAAAAGAGGCGUUUGAAGAAAAAUCAAACGAAUUAUUCAGACUACAAGAUACCAUUGACGCUCAAAAUCGUGACAUCGACAAAAUCAACGAAGAAAAUAACAACCUUAAUGUAACCAACAAAGAACUAAAGCUGAAACUAACUAAACUAGAAAAAGAUCAAGAGAACGCGUCACUCAAACUACAAAAUAGCGAAACUGAACUAGAAAGAGUGAACUCACUAAACAACGAAUUGACAUCGAAAAUAGACGAACUAAAAGAUUUAACAGACAAGCUUAAAGAUAAAGAAACAGAGAUAGAUAUACUGAAUGAAGACAUAAAUUCUUACCAUGAAGAGAUAGCGUCUUUAAAGGAACAGAUGAAGAUGGUGUCGCGCAGUCCGUCGCCGAAGAGUAAGAGUGAGAAAGGGACGGACAGACAGGCGAGCAACGAUAAGAAGCAGUUGGCUAAGAUAAGGAAGCAGAUCUCACUGCUGCAGCAUGAGCUGGACUUUAACAGGAAGGAACUCAAUGAUAAGGCCUUCGAGCUAGCCAAAGCCAAGCUAGACGUGACAGAGCUUCGCAACAGCCUAUCACAAGCCACGAAGCAAGCAGCCGACGGUGAAGAAUUCAAAAAAGAAGCAGAGACAAUGAGAGCGGAAAGAGACAGAUUAGCCGAGCAGCUACAAGCAGUUUCAGAGAGAAUACGGGAAGAAUCGGACAUGACCGAGCUGAAGAUGAAACUUCAUGAGAAGACUGAGAAGUGCCAGGAAUUGGAGGCGGAGAUCCAAGACUUGAGAGAUCUAGUAGACAGACUACGCGAAACCGGGCAGCAAUGUUCAUCGGAGCAACGCGCACUCGUCGUGAGCGGGACGAGGUCUCCCACCGCGGAACUAGAACGGGCACUCAGAGACCAACUCGACUAUUCUCAUCAACUCGAUCAGGACAUUAUGGAACAGAUUUUAUCAGGGAGUAGCGACGAGCAUGAAGACAUUCCAAGACUCGCUUUGAAUUCUUCAAAAUCAUCAAGCUCCCUUCACUCGACAUCCUCAGACCGCAUGAACCGUCUCAAGUCUGAGAACGAUAAGCUGGUCAUGCAAGUCAAUAAUCUGGAAGCGAGGCUGAAGGAUAAGGACGCUCUCAUCACGGAACUCAACAGGUGAGACCACU